Molecule: messenger RNA, 1448 nt
Organism: Porites lobata
Lineage: Eukaryota; Metazoa; Cnidaria; Anthozoa; Scleractinia; Poritidae
Source: the annotation of a GenBank genome assembly
AUGACAGAGACGCCAUCUCUGAUGGUUUGUUUUGUAUUUUUUGGUAUUUUUUGCAGUAUUUAGUAAAUUUUCAAAAACUGGUUACCUCUGUUGAUCCGGCGAAAAUGUUUCUUUCAAACCUUCAGUCAUGUGAAUUUUAGUUCACGUGCUUUAGCAUUAAAAAUACUUUAAUUUUUUUUUGGUUUGUCGUUUUCCUGUAGUCACUUGAAUUCUCAAGUGAGAGGAAUCUAGAGAGGAUUAGUUAUAUUAUUUUACCUUGAACAGCACAAGGAAGAGCAAACAACAGAACUGCCAGGAAAAUCAAUAUAUGCAUCUCAGCUCGAAGAAAAACCUGGAAAUGAGAUAAGACAGAAAAGUUAUUUGGUAAGAGAUAGACAUUCACUUCUAUCUCAGUAUCUUUGGGAUCAUAUUUUCUCUCUUUCACUAUAGCGCGUGUUAAAGAGUUUAAACCCGUUUUUUGUAAUUUAACGUUUUUGAAACACAUAUAAUAGCAAAAUACAAUUAUCGAGUCCACACAUAAUAGAAGCGUUUCUACACCCCGUCAGAUAAAAAUAAGGGCGAAUUUUUGAACGCAGAAAAAUACGACUUCCAAAUAGCUGCUAUUUGCUUAUUGGGCCUUAUUAAAAUGCAAUUUAUGAUAUAAAAUAACUGCAGUAUUUCGUGCAGCAUCUGAACAGUAGAUAUUACCAUCACCAACUGUAAUGUAUCGAUAGUAUUGUCUACCGGAAGUUGUGUUAGCGGAAGUUCUCGGAUACUAUAAACGUGCAAAGGAUCAUAGAUAUUUGUGUGGGCCAUACUUUCCGAGUGUCAUGGCGGCCGAAUAAAGUGUAGUUUCUUUCAUAGUUAAAUCUGGUUUAUUAAACGGCCAUCCGGGCGUCAUUGUUACAUUGGCGACGAGGAUUCAAUUCGUUUUGUGAGGUAGUGGAUAUUUUGGAAGUCAUUUGUGCGGAAAGUCCUAGUAUUUUGUCAGGCAGAUGACGGACAAAGGAACCACUUCGAGUACAACUUCAAGUUAACAAGCUUCGCCAACCGCGACGUUUGUUCCUCUUCUUGAUGUGGCCAGCCUUCCUCCCUUCAAUCCAAAGGAAGAUCCCAACACCCUUGCAGUUCGCUGGAAGUUGUGGAAACGCUCGUUUAAUCUGUAUUUCGUGGCAAAAGGGAUUACGAAAGAUGAACAGAAAACCGCAUUGCUGUUGCAUACUGGAGGGUUGAAUUUUCAGGAGCUUUACUACACGUUAUUGACCGGUACGGAUAUAAAGUCGUUCGCUGAGAGUAUGGAGUUGUUGGAUAACUAUUUUGCACCGCAGUUGAACGUCCCAUACGAAAGGCAUCAGUUUAGGCAAAUGGAGCAAGCGUCAGGAGAGUCGGUGCAUCAGUUUGUUUGUCGGUUGAGGCAGAAAGCGAUCUUCUGCGAGUUUGAAAAUGUUGAUGAGGCAAUAAGGGAUUAG